GUGAGAGGGCCAUUCAUGAAGUGUGAGUGAGAGUGAAAGCAUGACUGUGGUGGCAGCGGCAGUGGUGAGAUGGGCGGCGGCGGUGUUGGUGGUGGCGGGUGCGGUGCAGGCAACAAGCUUGGUGGACAUCGGGCGAUGCAAGAACGGUUGUUCGUCGGUGCCUGAGGACCUGUGGCCAUCCUGCUGCGAGGUGCAUAACACCUGCUGCCAGGAAUUCGCGGAGUCCUGCAUGCAUGACUGCCUACCCCGAGUCCACACAGGAGACGUCAGUGUGGUGGAAGAGCGCCCUGGCAUGUGCUGUGCCCUGUACAACCUGUGCUGCUUCAGAGAGACAUUCAGGAUCUCCUCAUCCAAGACCAAGAAGCAGGAACCUGUCAGCUUCCCCAUCGUGCAUCGCUUCCACGUCAACCCACCAACCUCUGAGGAGGCCAGCAGGAUUCCUGCUAGCAGGCCUGCACCACGCCCAUCCUUCCAGCCUGCCGAACAGGACCAGAACUCGCCCACAAGGCCAACUCUCUCCAAAAAGCCAUUUAGACCAAGCCAAUCUGAUGGCUUCAAGAAACUUCCUGAUGACGACAAUACUGAUGAUUCAAAGAAGCCCAGAAGCCGUCCUAAAUUCUCCAGCAUUCUGAACAGGAAUGCAGCAGAAACUAGGGGAACCAGACGCCCUGCUGGUGUAGACAUCCGCCUGGAGGUGUCUGCCCCAGAGGUGGCAGAAGCAGAGCCCAUGGGUGGUUCCCGGCGCCUGGAUGCCUCCAUCAACCCCGUGGUUACAAGGAAGAGGUUGCUGGUGAACACUGAGCCUCGACAACCAAGAGUUCAGGCUGAGGAGUCUGAGCCUGAGGAAAGGGUACCAAGAGGCAGGAAGCUUCAGGACUCCCCAGCACGUGAGGGCCGUACGCUUAGUGGUGGACGAAGCACUAGUCGCCCAACACCGCCACAGUCAAACCGACUGGCUGCACCACCGCAGUCAAACCGACCAGCUGCAUCACAACAGUCUACCCGAUCACAGCCAGCAGUACCAGAGAUCCCUCGUGUAUCAACAAGGACACCAGCAAAAGUACCACCCACCUCACCUCAACCUGCUCAAGUUGACACACCUAAGACAACUACUGAGGUGAAACCAAGUGCAGCCCCAGCUACAGUACAACCUGUGAAAGAGAGUGAGAGUCCUGAUGCUGAGGGAGAGGCUAGUGACACAGUUGACACAAUAAUCAGUACAGUACAAGAAGCCUCAGGUACACCAGUAGACCCUACAUCUACAGCCCCAGCAGCAGAGGACGUUGCCGCAGAGACAAACCCAGAAGCACCUGAAAAGAAGGCAGCCGAGACACCAAGCGAACAAGCCGAAACGGAGACAGAAACUGAUGCAGCAGAACCAGUUAAGGCACCUGCAAACACUGCCUUCACUCCUCCUGAAAUUGUGGUCAACAUCCCUGAGGUAUCAAGAACAGAGGAGCCAGCGCGGGAGAGAGGCAGCUCACGAUCCACUGAUUCAAGGGCACAGGAAGCAUCUCGUGGCCAGUCUCAACCACGCAGUGAAGAGCAGACACAGGGAAGGAGCAGAACCACCACCCGGGGACAGAAUGGGGAUAGGACCACAUCCAGGACAGCUUCUCAGGCCGCUGUGAGGGAGAACACAGACACUGCCCGCCAGUCUCAAGUCAGGGGGAGCUCCAGAACGAGAUCUUAAGGGAAGACUCCAAUGAAUGUUAAGGAAACAUUCAAAUUAACACAAACAUGGAAAUUAUAACUUAGGUUUAAAUGUUUUCAGUGUACAACAUAUUACUUUCUAAACAUUUUACUAUUAUUAUUUUUUGUCUCAGUUAUUGUUGUAGAUAGUUGUGUGAAAAGACAAAAACCUUGGUGUGAUGUAUAGUGAGUGCCAUGUUGCAAGUUCAAUUCAAAGCAAGGCAGUUGUAUGUAUAUAGAUACUUAUGUCAUUCCAGUUGAAAUAAAAAUUAUAAACCUUUGUGUCA
Messenger RNA from Scylla paramamosain (green mud crab), 1979 nucleotides. Its product is annotated as mucin-2-like. Bases 41 to 1693 code for a protein of 550 amino acids. The record is from RefSeq and is a predicted model, not a curated record. NCBI's taxonomy places the organism in Eukaryota, Metazoa, Arthropoda, Malacostraca, Decapoda, Portunidae. The transcript has 3 exons.